Molecule: messenger RNA, 3786 nt
Organism: Procambarus clarkii (red swamp crayfish)
Lineage: Eukaryota; Metazoa; Arthropoda; Malacostraca; Decapoda; Cambaridae
Source: RefSeq, a predicted model, not a curated record
UGAUCCAGACAGUGUUAAAGAUGGACGCAUUUUCAGCGUCGUUCAUUACUAAAUCUCUCAUAGCCGGAGGGUUAGCAGGGAUGUGUGCCAAGACAACAGUGGCACCCUUGGACCGCAUCAAGAUACUCCUUCAAGCACACAAUAAACACUACAAACAUGAUGGUGUAUUCAGUGGUUUACGAAAAAUUGUGGCACGGGAGAAUGUUUGGGCCUUGUACAAGGGUAAUGGUGCACAAAUGGUUCGGAUCUUUCCCUACGCUUCAACACAGUUCACAUCCUUUGAGCUCUACAAGAAGGUGUUGAAUGGCAUAUGGGGCCACAACAGAUACCUAAACAAAACUACCUCGGCUUUUGCUGGGUCACUGGCAGGGGUGACAGCAGUGUUUCUUACUUAUCCCCUGGAUACUAUACGUGCAAGAUUAGCCUUUCAGGUGUCGGGAGAACAUAUAUACUCGGGCAUUGUCAAUGCUGCAGUAACUAUAUUCCAAACAGAAGGUGGAUUUCGAGCUUUGUAUCGGGGCUUCACUGCAACUGUAUGUGGAAUGAUUCCCUAUGCUGGCCUGAGCUUCUAUUGCUUUGAACAGAUGAAGUAUUUAUGCAUGAAGCAUCUUCCAGAUUAUACUUGCAGACCUUGCGAAAAAAACACUGGUGGGCUAGUACUUUUAGUUCCUGCUAAACUUCUUUGUGGUGGUUUGGCUGGAGCAGUUGCACAAAGCUUCUCGUAUCCCUUUGAUGUCACACGGCGGAGAAUGCAGCUGGCUUGGAUGACUGAAGAAACUCGCAAGUUUGGAGAAAUGGGUAUGGUGGACACAUUACGUCUUAUCUACAAGGAGAAUGGAAUUAGCCGAGGUUUAUAUCGAGGAAUGAGCAUCAACUAUAUGAGAGCGAUUCCAAUGGUAGCAGUUUCCUUUUCAACAUAUGAAAUUACUAAGCAAAUGUUAGGUCUUGAUACAGGCCUUAGUAUCAAGACUGGAUAGCUUGGAUUAUAUGCCAAUACAGUAGCUACAUCAAAUUUAGCUUUUUGUCUGUGAGGGCAUAUUUGUACAGGUAAUAUGAAAUUUUAAAUUUUGUUUAGAAGGUAACUUAUUUCAGUACAGUACUCUAUGUUCAUAUCUAUUAAAAUGAAUUAAUUUGCUAAAAUAUAUAUAAAAUUCCAUAUGGCUAUACCUUUCAUAAGAAAAUUCAUGCCAAAUGAAGAGUUAUUUAUAAGCUGAAGAAAUGUACAAAAAAAUUGUCUAUUACUUUAUGAAUAAGACCCAUUUGAACACUAGGUAGAAAAGUUUUGCAGUGAUAUUAUCUUGAUAAGUAUGAACAACCAAGUUAAAUUCCAUUACUUAUGCCCUGUAUCACACAUUGAAAUAUCAGCUAAUGUUACCUUAGCACGAAAGCAUAAUAUUUACGGUAAAUUUGGGUUUGGAAAUUCAAAUCCAUUCCAUUUUCUCUAACCCUUUUAUUUUUCAUAUAAUAGUUGCAUUGAUUACUAAUAAAGGUAAGCAUAACAAGUACUGCUGUUAGACAACCAUUGACAUGUACAUUUAACUUUUGCUCAUAGUUCACUAUCAUCAAAAAUGGAUCUAGUAAGUUCAGGCCUCAUACAGAAGUGCAUUAUAGCAUGCGAUAAAAGCGUCGGUUGAAUGGUUACACGAGAGUGAGCUCUUCAUACACUAAGUCAUCAGAUACAGUGGCAAAAAAAUAAGUAAUGAUCAAGAUGCAUUAUUUGUGAUGGGUUUUGUACAAGUGGUAAAGUAUGUGUAUUGAUGAAUGUACAUCUUAAUGGUGUGACAGUGUUAUAAUGACAUAAUGUACUGUAAAAACAUGUUGUACUUACCAAGGACUUAAGGAAAUUUUGUUAGGGAUCUAGUGGUGUAAAGAUACUGUACUGUAUGGCAUAAUAUGUAUUUUGAUGAUAUUUUACUAUCUUUAAUUGUUGAAUGUAAAUUAUAGUAUAACAGAGAAUUAUUGCAGAACUGUUAUAAAAUAAGCAAGCCCAUAUUUGAACGCUGCUUUCCUGAUGGGCUUAAUGUUCAGAAAACAAUUCUAAACCAGUGCACAUGUUCCGUCUGAUGUGCAGUACAGUAAAUCAGCAUGUGUCCAGUGAGGAUGACCUAGUGUGUUUUAAGCUUCAAGCAAUAAAAUGCUCCAUUCAUGCACCUUGAAGUGAUAGAAAGCAUUAUUGUAUAGCAAUGAUUUAUUUCAUAAAAAUUUCACACUUCAAUUAUUACAUUUAUUUAUUUUCUGAUAGGCACUUAUUGUUUUGAAUUGUCAUGUAUAGUAUUUGAUUUCAUAUCAUUAAAUUCAGUGAAUCUCUAUAUUCAUCAGAUUCUAUAUCCAUCACAUUUUACAACAAAAAUGCUUCUAUGUUCAUCAGUAUUUUCCAUAUUCAUGACCCACCGGAACAUCACGCAGUCAACUAGUCCACCCAGUCAUCCUUGUGGCUAGAAUAUGUCAGAGAGACUUUGAAGGUUUUGACUCGGAGCCUGUUGUUGAGGAAAUGGUGUGUGGGCUGGUUCAUGGGACUAGAGGUUGAUAGUGAGGAUGUAGAGGAUGGUGGAGGACCAUGGAAGGGAGCACACCACAUUAAAACUGUUGGAUCUUUAUAAAGAACAGGAAGCUGAAACAGUGGAGGAAACUUUAUCAAAGGAGGAAGGGUCCAAUUGGGCCCAAACACAGAAUAUGGUAGAAAAGUGGCGCCCGAACAUUGCCACAGUUAAUCAAAACAAGUGCAUUCAAUGGCGAUGUAAGUGGCUACUUCAGUGAAGUUUUAAAAAAUAGAGAUGGACAACAUUGUAUAAGGUCUUUGCUAAGCAGAGUGCUGGUGAAUUGUUGGCAAGGGGAAUAGAAUGACAAGUCACCAGAACUGGAGUUACCUGAUGUUUUAAUGGAAGGUGAACCCCCUUCUAAGCAAUAAUUCCUUUCCUCCUCUUUGGCUUCUACCAUUUUCUCUCCUCAGUACAGUAAACAUAAAAGUCCUGGCUAAAUUUUUAUAUAUUUAUGUAUUAUUUUUUGGGACUGGAAACAGAUUUAAAUUUCAGUUACAUACUUCUUAUGGGAAAUAUGUUUACAAUAUUCAUCAGGCCGUCAAACAGAUUAAUGAUGAAUACAGAGGUUCCACUGUCUUUACUACUAGCUGAUUAAUGAAGGCUUUCAUGAUUUAGUGAUAUUUAUUAUAAUAGUAUGAUGUAUCUUCGCAGUAUAGGAGAGUAAUUGUUCAUAGUUCUUCACUUAAUUUAAAUUUGCAAGACAGCCUAGUUGAAAUGGUAGUGAAUAAUUGAAGUUUUAUAUUAAAAUCCUGCAAUACAUGUGUAACUACACGUUACAGGUCGGCAGAAUUAACUGCAAUGUGAAAAUUAUAUUUUUAAAAUUAAAGGAUGUUAAAAGCUUUGCUAAUUUGCAAAAAUAUAUUUUAGAAUACUGUAACUAUACAAUAGCAUAAUACACUAUUGUCAAUGAAAAUAAAACAUUAUUUAAACAUUUUAGAUAUAAGUGAAUAUUUAUGUACUCACCUGAAUGUGCUUGCAGAGUCAAUCACUUAACUUCUGAGCUCUGCCUUACCUGAUGUCUGUUGUUCAAUACAAUGACUCCCAACCCUCCUUAGUCCAACCACUUGGGCUGGACGGUAGGGCGACGGUCUCGCUUCAUGCCGGUCGGCGCUCAAUCCCCAACUGUGCAAGUAGUUGGGCACCAUUCCUUUCCCCGGUCCCAUCCCAAAUCCUGAACUCUUUCAACUGCUAUUAUAGUUGUAGUAAUGAUUUGACACUUUCUCCUGAUAGUUAACUUGGUUCCCAA